ACGAUCCACCUUGUCACUUGUAUUAUUUAGGAAUUUCAACAUUUGUUGUGGUGGGGAAAAAUGUGCAAUUAUUCGGGUCGAGAGCAAGUUGGUUAUAAUUAAUUAUGCAUAUUAUCAUACCCAUUGUCUACGAGUAUUACUAUGUAAAAAGUUACCGCACGUUCUCACGAAUUCCAAAGAAAGUGUACUUUCUGUAAAAGAUUUCCAGUUUCAUUACUCCCGUUGUCAACUAUCGAAGUUCGUGAGUGAUCAAUGUUUAUUACAUUGCCUGAUCUUAGAUCGCAUAUCGCGAUCGAGUUAAAUAAUUAGAAAGUGUUGGUGUCGGUGUUUACACGAAUGGCAGGUUUCCAUGCAAACGACACGAUGCCUAAAAUGGGGCUCGUCACGGACUUGCGAGAACAGUGGCUGGUGCGCGCCGACGGAGCCCUGGCACACCGCUUACAGGAUCGUGAGAUCUCGUCUCAUCUCUGCGAGAACAGGUACCGCAAUCAGCAAAUACGUGAAGAUUUUCCAGUGGCUUUGAGUGAACAGCGAGGAAUCGAGCACGAAGUACAUCUGAAAGAGCUCGCUCGUCGCCGGCAAGCGGAUAUCGACGCGGAGAUUGCCCGGGAAAUGGCAGAAAUAAAUCUCCGCAGGCAGCGACGUCAGCACAAAGACAUAAUGGAACAGCCGAGUUCCUCACGCGCCCCUCCCCCGGCACCGCCGCCCGAUAUCGAUCCUGAAGAACUAGGCCUCUCUUCCUCGGAGUUGGAAGAGAUGAGAAGACGCCUAGAGCAAGAGGAAAAAGAUGCAAGAUUGGCUCGGGAACUGAGCCAUGAAACAUGCAAUGAGGAUGUCCUGCUUGCCGACAUGAGAUGUGCAGUUGAAGCACAGGAUAGUGAGCUUGCACGGCUAUUGCAGGAAAGGGAGUACAAAAAGUUGCAGAGGGCAAAGGAGAAAGCAAAACAAAAAGCUUUAUUGAAAAAACAACAAAGGCAAGCACAGCAACAGGAACCUCCACUGGAAACAACACAAGCCACACUUUGUGAUGCCUACAGUAACCCUCGUGAUGUGAUUCAGGAAAAUAGAUUGAGAUUAUGCAAGUCAGUUGAUUCAGAUUUAAAUUAUGUGGAACCUUUUGAGAAAGAGGUCAUUCAAUCCAAGGAAAGUGCUUUGCUAGCCAAAGAAAUAUCAAAUCAGUUCUAUAAACAGGAUGCAGGAUCCAGCUUUAAUGCUACCUCAUCACAUGUUCAUCCCCCAAACCUCGUACCAGACAAGUCUGUGAGCAGUACAGCCUCCUCUAUCCAACAUAGACAACCACCCCCUCCACCUGUAGCUGGCAAAAAACCCAGGUUUCCAGAUCCUGUGAGUAUACGGCCUGCAUCACAUUAUCCUACAGAUAAUGUAUUAUCCGGGACAGAUAUGGAGCACAAUGUCUUACCAAAAAGCCACAGCGAGAACAGCCACUUUUAUGACACAACAUUCUCAAGCCACAAUGACAGUGUUCAACAACUUGGAUAUGAGAGAGGUGACUCUGGUAAGCGACUAUCCGUGAUCUCUGAUAUCACGGCUGAAGGAUUAGAAAAGAAGAAGAGAAAGCAAGCUAAGAAAAGUAAGGGAUGUAGGAUACAAUAAUUUGAUACUAGGAUGCAGAGUAAGAAAAUUCCUUCCAGACAAAGGCAUUACAUUGUCCAAGUAUAACUAAUUUUUUUAGAGCUGUCACAAAUAUUUUCGAAUUUAUAUCAAACAAUAAUCUCAAGUUUUAAGUAUUUUAAAAUUAUAGUUAUUAUAUAUGUCCAAUUAUUUUAGAAGUUAUUUAUUAUCUAUUUAAUCUGUAGAAGUACCUGCAGGAAAAAAACCAAUGAGCCAUGUUUUUAUUUUUGAAUUUAAGGUCUCUAUGUGCCUUAAUCUAGAUUUAAGCUGUUACACAAACAUUCCAUUUUGUGAUUGUAUUAAAACAAAAUAUAUUUUAUUAUAUUAUCCAUCUUUAAAGUAUUAGCAACAUACAGAAGGUAUGCCAAUGACUCUCCCUCCUACUAACACCGCACUUGACUCGUCAGAACAGUCAGGAUGUCACGAGCCAUCGCCAAAGCUUUUGCGCAGGGGUAUAUAAUAUUUUAUUAUUUUCUAUAACUUACAAAUAGAAAUUAUAGUUAAGAAAAAAUAUGACAUACUAUACUAAUGUUCAUAUUAAUAAAAAGCCUACCUAUAUGAUUACAUUGAAUUCUAAGGACAUACAGAAAAGCUAAAUAUUUAUCUUAAAACUUUAUGAUAUAAAUGUAUAUUGUACAAAGAGCAAAGAUGUAGUUAAAUUACACACAGUGUGAGAGACUUUAUUAUUUCUUGAAAUAUUUGACAGUUUCUCUCUGUAGAGUAAUUCUUUAACUCGGCAUUUUUCAUUAUCUAUGAUUGAACAUUGACUUUCUUUGUAAUAAUUUUAGGUAACACAAUAAAUAUUUCAUAUUUGACAUAGAAUCUCAUAAAAGCUUGUUUAAUUAAAUUUACUAAUAGUGUUUGAAAAAUGCAUUUGGAUGUGUAAGAUAAAUCCAAUGAAUGCAAUCACUCACAUAUUAUUUUACAUAUACUCAUACUCGAAAAAUUCCAAUAAUGGAAAAAUGCUUUUGCGCAACUGGUUGGUCAUUUUGUUCCAUAAAUUCAAGCUAUUUUUAAACAAUAUUUUUGUCAUUCCAUUUUAAGAUAAGACUGAUUACGAUUACUGAAUCUAUAGUAUGCUCAAAUUUUUAUAUGUUUGUAUUUUAUAUUUUACUUUUUAAUAUUAAUGAUUGACAAUUAUUUUA
Papilio xuthus (Asian swallowtail) is the source of this 2777-nucleotide messenger RNA. Its product is annotated as stress response protein NST1. The transcript has a single exon. The record is from RefSeq and is a predicted model, not a curated record. NCBI's taxonomy places the organism in Eukaryota, Metazoa, Arthropoda, Insecta, Lepidoptera, Papilionidae. The coding region runs from base 337 to 1614 and encodes 425 amino acids.